CAGUUAUUGUCUGAACACCGGAUUUACAUUAUUGUUCAUUCAAUUUACCUGUAAAUUACACUUUUUCUCUUAACAUUCACUUUUGUUUAGUCGUCUAAAACUUUUGACACGUCUAUCAUAUUAGUGGAGAUAUACUAUCAGUAAUCAAGUAAUCGUAUCGACAGUGGAGUUGAUUGUAAUUUAAUUGGGUUUUUAGGUGUUUGAGUCACACAUCCAGUGAAUGGUAUGAUAGGGAGAGUUGAAAUCAAACGCCGAUUGUAUUUCAUUCAACACGUAUUGGUUAUGCAAUUGUGAAGUAUUUGUCGACCGAGUGUUCAAAUUAUUGUAUUCAUUGCUUCCUAAGUGCUUGAAAGACAACUCAAGCCUACUAUUGCUGUGCGGAAAGUGAAUACAACUCAACACUACAUCACUUAUUACUGUUAUAUAUAUUUUAUCAUUUGUUAGAUUAUUUUUAUACAUUAUUAAUAAUUAUAAAAACUAAUCUUAAUAAGUUUAUAUCACAUUUGAAAUUCUAUAUAUAAAUACGUUAUUUUGUGGCAAUAAGUUUUGAACUUUCAAUUUAUUGAAAGUAUAAGUGCUUUGAUUUUUAAAUAGUAGUCAUCAAUAGUAGUAAUUAAAUUUUGAAAAUGAUUUUACUUAAAGUCAUUCAAAGGGGCUCUUGUUUUGUGAUUAAAGCCAACUUCUCGACAACCGCUGUCACAAACAGACAGGCAGCGAUUGAUUUGUCGACCCGAAUGUUGGCAAAGAGUAUAGCUUUGAAGCAAUUAAACUAUCAGUCGAGCCAAUUAUCUACCAUCGAUGCCAAUUCCAAAGACUCAUCCAAUGGGCUGAAGAGUCGACCAUUAGUGGUACUGUUGACGUGGUUGAUGGCACAGGACAAACACGUGGACAAGUAUAGUAAUCUCUACCUCGAGAAAGGGUUUGAUGUGCUGACAGUGAAGACCAAUCCGUUUGAUCUAUUGUUCCCGACAAUCGGUUCCCGAAAAAUAGCCCAGAAUUGUGUGACAGUACUCCAGAAAGAGUUGACACAGUAUUCAUCGGUAAUACUUCACGCAUUCAGUGUCGGCGCGUAUCAG
Molecule: messenger RNA, 1076 nt
Organism: Medioppia subpectinata
Lineage: Eukaryota; Metazoa; Arthropoda; Arachnida; Sarcoptiformes; Oppiidae
Source: the annotation of a GenBank genome assembly